GUACAGUUUGCACGUACGUACAUACGUGAAUGGCGGUUUCUGAUCGCUCUUCGUUCGAUUCGACUCGCAAACUCCGAAGCGACUAGCGGCUGAUUAGAUUUAUUACGUCAGGAACUCGUCUGUGUGGAAUUCCAAUCAUCAAGUUUUGAAAGCGCAAGAAAUUCACAACCCCAUGGGAUCCACAGAUAAACCGUCGAUCGUAAACCAACUUCAAGGGGAGAUGGCUGAGUUGCAUCAUAUUCAGUACAGCACAGACUUCAGCACUGAUGUCAACAGGAAAAUGCAGAUACCCUCAAGGCUGAGCAUGGAACCAGAGGAACCUUUCAUGGUAGACCCACCCUCACCAACACACAACUUCAACUUAAAUUCAGAGAGCUUUGAGGGUAGCCCAGCACACGCCAUGAAUGUACCAGAAAGAAUCCUUAUUGCAGGAUCUGAUCAGCAUGUUGGAGCAAGGCAAGCCCCCCGUAAUCUUGAUUUAGACGACAUGCCUGCAUUUCAACCAAGCAAUAAUGUUGGUUUGACAACUCCACCACGAACUAUGACCCUGGAUGAGAUUUCUUUUCCCACCGUAGGUGAUAAGUCAGCAAUGAAGGCCAAGGCAGCAGCUCAAGUGGUCAGGCAAUCGUCGGACCCCAACUCAUCGGUCCUUCUAGCGGACAACACAGCUCUAGUAGAGGGUGUGCAAGAUAGUGACUGGGAUAAGUUGCAGAGGAAGAUGCACCUGCUAUCAAGCCGGGUCUCUUCGCUGGAAGAGGCAGGGAGGAAGCAAGAGCAACGGGAGACGAUCAUCAUGGGAGUUGGGAUUGUCUACCUUCUCUUUAGGGGUCUACGCUUCUUGUUUAGGUCGCCGUACCCAUGAGGGAAUCGCCACGAAAGCAAUAGAACAGAAUAAUACAUAUGAAAAGAGACUUUUUAGCAUGGAUUGAUUGAUGCAACUGAAGACAUAUAUUACAAUCAGUAUGAUGAACCAUACUGUGAGAACAGUUUACAUUGGAUAAUGGAGGUUACUGAUCUGAAUUUGGGAUAGUGAAGUGAAAAUACCCCCUUUGGUCUAUUUGGGGGAUUUACUUGAUAAAACGUCUGUGUAUUAACAGCUACAUGUGUAGGUUGUAAGGUAGCUUAGCAAACUGUGGUGGCAUGGAAGACCUUUGAUUUACAUAGGGAUGCCUCAAGUGAAUAAUCUUCCCUCUUUCCCAUUUCUGUGAUCGUUCUAACCAGGGAAAGGCAUGCAAUGUAUGGAGUUAAAAGUCUCACUUCUGGUACAUGCCUACAGUGUACCCGAGCUAGCUAGAUCACUGACAGGUGAAAAAUGAUAGUUGAUGAGGCAGCAAUGAAGUUAACUAGGCACAUAACAUUAGGCACCAAUUAAAGGAAAGAACGCUUUUAGCAGCACAAUAGCUUUUCAAAAUUUACCCGUUUCCGGUCUUGAUUAACUCAAUGACAAACCUAUUAACACGGUAUAAUACAAUAUAGUUAAGUGGUGGUUAUUUUACCUGACUGCUAGGAAAGCAUAAAUGCUUGUUAUUAAGCAACCAGAGGACCGACUAAGGUCCUCUCCGAGAGACCUGGUAAUGAGGAUUAAUGCCUUACCAAAGGGCACUAGCGCAUCGCCUUGGUUUCAAACCCGGGUCACCGGAUUACGAGACCACUGCUCUACUGACUGAGCUAUCGUGCCUCACUCACUCAUAGAUCAAUCUUGCACUGGAAACAUUGAAUAAUCUUGAAGCCCUCUGUAUCUAUUCCAUGAUAAAUACAAUGUGACACAUGGAGAUUAAUCUUGCGGAAUCGAAAGACUUAACCCAGUUAAUCUAGUUGAUGUAGCCACACUCUUGUUGGAUUCCUGAAGAUACAGAGAUCCAAUAUGUCCGUUGUGGACAAACUGUAACACAUCCAUCUAUUGGCCAGAUGCAGUCCUUUCUGAAAAGACCUAUGAAGUUAAAAGGUCCCUCAAUGCUAAGAGUCUUUAUUUAAAAAACAUUGUUUCAUGUGCCACUUCACUUUGCUACCCUACAUAUAUUGAAAGCUUGCCAUAAAUAGAGAGAGAUGUAUCUUCAUAUAUGUAUACCGGUAAGGGGAAGGUUUCUUUCCUCCUUUCCCAUGACUAGGAGCCAAUUGUAUUUUUAUGACUUAUGCACCUUCAUUUUU
This is a messenger RNA of Strongylocentrotus purpuratus (purple sea urchin), 2148 nucleotides long. RefSeq names its product transport and Golgi organization protein 11. The record is from RefSeq and is a predicted model, not a curated record. Gene Ontology annotation, biological process: positive regulation of mitochondrial fission. NCBI's taxonomy places the organism in Eukaryota, Metazoa, Echinodermata, Echinoidea, Camarodonta, Strongylocentrotidae. The coding region runs from base 173 to 862 and encodes 229 amino acids. The transcript is spliced from 6 exons. Gene Ontology annotation, cellular component: peroxisome; mitochondrial outer membrane.